Molecule: messenger RNA, 990 nt
Organism: Parascedosporium putredinis
Lineage: Eukaryota; Fungi; Ascomycota; Sordariomycetes; Microascales; Microascaceae
Source: the annotation of a GenBank genome assembly
AUGCCGAAGGACGCCCAGAGAGUUGAGGAACUCGACUUUAACAAACUCAAGCGCCCGAUUACCGCGGAGGAUCUUCUAGAGGGGAUGCGCCACAUGGGUUUCCAGGCAACUUCCAUCGCCGAGGCCGUGCGCAUCAUCAAUGACAUGAGAGCCUGGAGAGAUCCUGAAACCGGGGAGAAGACAACCAUAUUUCUUGGAUAUACCUCAAACCUAAUCUCUUCGGGAAUGCGAGCGGUUUUACGAUGGCUGGUUGAGCACAAGCAUGUUUCAUGCAUCGUCACUUCCGCUGGAGGAGUGGAGGAGGACUUCAUCAAAUGCCUUGGGGAUACGUACAUGUCCUCUUUUAGCGAAAGGGGUGCGGAGUUACGAGCCAAGGGGCUAAACAGGAUCGGUAAUUUGAUUGUUCCCAACUCAAACUAUUGCGCCUUUGAGGAUUGGGUGGUUCCUAUCUUGGAUAAGAUGCUCGAAGAGCAGGAGGAAACCAAGAACUCGGAAGAGCCGGUAAAAUGGACGCCCUCCAAAGUUAUCCAUCGACUGGGCAAGGAGAUCAACGACGAACGAUCCGUCUACUACUGGGCAUACAAGAACGACAUUCCCGUCUUCUGCCCCGCCCUGACAGACGGAAGUCUGGGAGACAUGCUCUACUUUCACACAUUCAAAGCCUCGCCCCUCCAGCUCACGAUAGAUAUCGUCCAGGAUAUCCGGGCCAUUAAUACGAUCUCGGUAAGGGCGAAGCGCGCUGGCAUGAUCAUCCUGGGUGGCGGCGUGGUCAAGCAUCACAUUGCCAACGCCUGCCUAAUGCGUAAUGGCGCUGAACAUGCCGUUUACAUAAAUACCGGUCAAGAAUUUGACGGCAGUGAUGCCGGUGCCCGCCCCGACGAGGCUGUAUCGUGGGGCAAGAUCAAGGUCGGUGCAGACCACGUCAAGGUAUAUGCUGAAGCGACAACAUGUUUCCCGUUCAUCGUGGCCAACACCUUUGCAAAAGACUAG